Protopterus annectens (West African lungfish) is the source of this 2736-nucleotide messenger RNA. It is a transcript of the gene SYNGR2, whose product is annotated as synaptogyrin 2. Lineage: Eukaryota; Metazoa; Chordata; Ceratodontiformes; Protopteridae. The record is from RefSeq and is a predicted model, not a curated record. Gene Ontology annotation, cellular component: synaptic vesicle membrane; neuromuscular junction. The transcript has 4 exons. The coding region runs from base 223 to 912 and encodes 229 amino acids.
CGAGCGGUUACCGUUACGGAAGUGAAGCUGAGGUGCUACGUAUGGGUAGUGAGAGAUGCGGAAGUACGGAAAAUUAUUGAAGUAUAGCAAGUGUUGCUUAUAGAGACGUUUGGGUAUUUGUAAAAGACUUAAAGGUGGUAGAGUUGGAGGAAAGUGGUGGUACUGGAUAGUAGAGUUGUCUGAUUAGCAGUAGCUGGAAAUUAUUGUCACAGGCUUAACGUUAUGGAUAGCGGUAGAGAAUAUGGUAGUAGUGGGAGUGCCUACGGGGCCCCCAUGGCUGGUAGUACAUUCCAGCCGACGCAGAUCAUACAAGAGCCACGGAAUAUCAUUCGUUUUUUAAGUUGGAUUUUUGCCUUGGUUGUGUUUGCGUGCAUUCUCAACGAAUGUUAUCCUCGUAGUGGUGGAGAUAAAGAAAUAUGCAUCUUUAACAACAAUGACGAUGCCUGUCGCUAUGGUGUUGGGAUUGGAGUACUUGCUUUCCUUGCAUGCAUUAUCUUUUUUGUUGUGGAUUUGUACUUCCCACAGAUCAGUAAUACAACAGAUCGCAAAUACAUAGUCAUUGCUGACCUUGGUUUCUCGGGGCUUUGGACUUUCCUUUGGUUUGUUGGAUUCUGCUUCUUAACCAACCAGUGGGUAAAUACUACUCUUGUGAGUGAAGCGGGAAAAGAUGGUGCUCGGGCAGCCAUUGCCUUCAGCUUUUUCUCUAUAUUUUCAUGGGGCUUGCUAACCAUGUCCAACUGGAAGAGAUACAAGAUGGGGAUUGAAGACCCUUUGAAGGACUACACAGACCCAUCUCAUGGUAGUUCAGCACCCUACUCGUACCCGACUGUGGCUUCUAGCACUUACCAACAGUCUCCAUUCAGCAACCCUGCAACAGGUUCAGAGAGCUACCAACCACCACCAGUGUACUAAAAUCAAGGAUAAAAUUAUCAGGAGAAAAAAAAACUUGAACUUUUGAACCACAUAUCCCCCAAACUGUCUCUGCAGUGUGUGUAUCCUAAAUCUAAGAGGGCACUGAGACUAGGGGUAGUGUGACCAGCCUUUGCUACUGAGAGAUGGCACCAAAAACAUUUCUUAGUUACUUGUUCUUUUUUUUCUAUUUAGAAGUACUGAAAAGUGUAUCUAUUCGGUUCUGCAGUUAAUUAACCACAAAUUAGUGGAGUAGUAAGUAUUAAGGUUAUGAUCUGAGUAAGAGCAUUCUGUCACAAGUUGUUUGGUUUUAGAUUUAUAAGUUUCGGUUCAUACUGCUUUCUCCUGUGUUGCACAGCAAGAGCGCACACGGUGUUCAUUUAUAGUGCCUUAUAGACUUCUUGGAAAGGUAUUUCCUGUGGAUGUAAUUUUUGCCUUGCUUGUUGCUUAGCUGCAGUUUUCUGCCUUUUCUGGCUGGUAAAGUUGUGCCAAGUGCUGUUGUGAGGGAUUCUUUCACAAAGUAGGCUUGUUUAAACAGACUGGAAUAAGCAAGGUUUGUAUGCUUGAAGUUGCCACAUGGGACAACAUUCACAUUGUCUUACAACUUUAAAACACAAACGUAAUAAUCAUACAUUGAAGUGCACCUCACUGCAUUUAACUGUUCAUGUCAUACGGUAACCAGCAGCAGCUGUUUGAAUAGUGUUACAACUGUCAGCACAUAGUGCAUAUUAAAGCAUCUCAGGAUGACUCAACAGUUUAGUGGUGUGGGUAGGUCCUAUUUGCUUGAGUGCAUUUUUUUGCAUUGUGAUUAUUUAGAAAUGUAUUCAUCAGACAUGGGUCUGGCUGUGGUUAUUUCGAACUCGUUAAAAGAAGCUUGCAUGCAUCGUACUUGUACAUUUAAGGUAUGGUCAUGCAUAGCAUCUGGGAGAGCAGUACGGGUGUUACAAAACAUCUAAGCAAAUAUUGUUGGAGAAUGCAUAAACAACUUUAACAGCAUGCACACUUAGGAUUAACUGCCAUUUAACUUGAGAGGGGUGAUGUUUUGAACAUUUGACAACUUUGUGACACAUUGUAUAGCAUACAUUUAGAUGGGGAUUCAUGUGUUCUUGUCUUGUACUGGUAAGUCAUGCACUGGAAGCAGAAGUGAAAGGUUACUUCCUUCUAGCACAUUUCUGGAUUGGUGCUGCUGUUUUUCAAUCCUGCCCAAAGUGUUAUGGAGAUAUUUAACCACUGUGCCUUAUUCCAGUUCAGUGUUUUUUUUUUUUAACUUUUAAGUAUUUGGUGGAGUGUACUGCAAAAUUGCUAGCUCUGAGGAAAAAAGUGACUUGUGAAGCAGGUGCCAGGUAGAACUGGUGUGCAUUAAAAUGUCCCAGGCAGCCCAAACAAGGCGCACAAUGUCUGCAGUUCACCAUAGUUUCUUAUAAUGUGCACCAAAGCAGGCUGUUGAGGCUAGUAUAGUUUUGCCUUGAGCAGUGUCUCUACAUUUUUCAGCAGUUGGUUUGGAGCUACGUUUUGUCAAUUGAGCUGAGGAAGGUAUGCAAGUAACAAAAGUAACGCUACAGCCAGGAAGUGUGAAAUACUAUUUUAUACCUUGUUUUGUAUAUAUGGAUGCUUGCAAAUAUAAAAUUACUUGUGCCAUGUUGGGGAAAGCUUUUGUGAGUGCUUUACUGACCCUCAGUAGAACAUCUGCCCUCAUUUUUGGUUCUGGUUUGUCAUAUUGACUUUUUUAUAGCUGUCCUCAGAGUGGCUCCGUGCAUCACAACCUGAAGAAAAGAAGGCUUUUGUUUUGGGCUAUAUCUUCAUUAAAACAAAAAUUAGAAUACUGAA